Nicrophorus vespilloides is the source of this 1924-nucleotide messenger RNA. RefSeq names its product vacuolar protein sorting-associated protein 33A (gene car). The transcript has 3 exons. Bases 82 to 1902 code for a protein of 606 amino acids. NCBI's taxonomy places the organism in Eukaryota, Metazoa, Arthropoda, Insecta, Coleoptera, Silphidae. Gene Ontology annotation, cellular component: lysosome; CORVET complex. The record is from RefSeq and is a predicted model, not a curated record. Gene Ontology annotation, biological process: vesicle-mediated transport; intracellular protein transport.
GUGACAGUCUGUGUCUGCUUUAGUCAGCUGUUUAUUGUGGGAGUGAUAUGUUUAUAGUGUUGUGAAAGUUAAAAGGAUAAAAUGAGGCAUUUACAAGGAGGAAAAAUGGAUGUAUCUGUAAUACAUUCAUUAGCAAGAAACACAUUAAUUAAUUUAAUUGAAAAGUGUUCUGGUACAAAGCUCAUUGUCUGGGAGUCUUCAAUCAGUGGCCCCAUGGGCUUAAUAGCCCAAUAUUCAUUAUUAAAGGAAAUGGGUGUGAUUAAAAUGUAUCCUUUGAGAACUGGUCCAUUAUUGGAAAAUCCUGCUGAGCAUGUGAUUUUCAUAUCAAGACCUAAGCUCCACAGUAUGGAUUUAAUUGCAGAAAAUGUUCAUGAAUCAAAGAAAACCAGUGGCAAUUCAAAACAGUAUCAUCUGUUCUUUCUCACAAGGAACAGUUUGCUUUGUAAAAAACGACUUGAGAAUAGAGGCAUGUUGGGAAGCUUAACAUAUAUAGAAGAAUUAAAUUGUGAAUUCUUCCCAGUUGAUUCAGAUCUAAUUUCCAUGGAGAUUCCAGAAGUGUUUGGUGAAUACCAUAUACAGAAUGAUCCUACAACUCUGUACAAAAUUGCCCAAGCAAUUAUUACUCUGCAGAAGAUCUAUGGACCUAUACCCAGAGUCUGGGGCAAAGGUCAAGCUGCAAAGCAGGUUUGGGACUUGGUUAAGAGAUUGCAAAGAGAGAAUAAUUUAGAGGAAACAUUCAAGAAUAAUCAAACUACGUCGAUCGAUCAAAUCUUACUGAUUGAUCGUUCAAUAGAUUUGAUAACGCCAUUGGCUACUCAGUUGACUUACGAAGGUUUAAUUGACGAAAUUUUCGGACUCAAUAAUACAACCGCCUGCUUUCCCGCGGACAAAUUCAAAAAUAAAACUGAUAGAGUGAGCGAAUCUCUUGCUGAAGCCAAAGAAACUGUAAUCUUAGACUCGGCAGAUGCCCUUUUUACGGAUUUAAGGGAUAAAAACUUUAAUGCAGUCGGAGCUUUCCUGUCGAAACAAGCGAAACUUAUUAGUGCCCAGCUGGAGGAGCGCCAUGAGAUAUCGGUGCAAGAAAUGAAGGUUUUCGUGCAAAAACUACCAAAUAUAUUAGCAAACAAAAAUGCUCUUUCAAGACACACAGCAAUCGCUGAAUCCAUUAAAGACGUAACUGACAGCUUUGAUUUUCUUGACUCUUUGCAGGUGGAACAAGAGUUCUUAAAUUGCAUAGAAGUUGAUAAAGCAAAUGGGUAUAUUGAAGAUUUACUGGCGCAAAAAGCACCAAUGAUAAAGGUUCUUCGAUUGAUUUGUUUGCAAUGUUUGACUGGAUCAGGCUUAAAACCAAAGUUAUUGGAAUAUUACAAAAGGGAACUUGUUCAAGUUUAUGGUAUUGAAGCACUGUUGGCUUUAAACAAUUUAGAAAAGGUUGGUUUGUUGAAAGUACAAACUGGUAGUAGACAAUAUGCUGUUUUGAGAAAGACAAUGAGGCUUACAGUGGAAGAUACUUCCGAAAUUAAUCCAAUAGAUAUCAGCUAUGUGCAUAGCAUUUAUGCACCACUCAGUAUAAGAAUUGCUGAGCAGUUGAUGAAAAACGGUGGUUGGAAACAAUUGCAAGACGUCUUAGGUCUUUUACCAGGGCCGAACGUUGAAGAUACUUCCAAUAUUUAUAAUGGCGCAAUAUCGAAUUCCGCUUUAAACGAUGCUCCAACCGUGGUGCUAGUCUUUUUCAUUGGUGGUUGCACAUUUGCAGAAAUCUCGGCUCUUCGUUUUCUAUCUCAGCAGGAAAAUUCCAAUGUAGAAUUUGUAGUCGCAACAACAAAGUUGAUCAAUGGCAACACAUUCCUCCAAUCCAUAAUAGACAUUGACAACAAAAAAACUGUUAGCCAUGGAAUAUAACAUAAAUGAAUAUUUUGCUUCA